AAAACUAAUUUGUUUUAUCAACUUCAACUACUGCUAAGUUAUUGCAAUGUUGGAGUAUUUAAAUAUUUUAAUAUAAUUUUGCCACGGUUAUGAUCAACUGUGUAGCUUUUUGAAGGAAUUUCCUCAUCUCAUCAUGGAAGAAAAAACGCUGGACGACUCCCUUAAACCGAACGUUCCAUUGAACGGUCACGUUCCAGAAUUAGAAUUCCAAGUAUCCACUGUUUUGAAUCGAUUGGAAGAAGCAGUGGAAAGGUUUGACGGUAAAGGCACUAUUACGUCUCUGAAAGUAAAUCAAACGUUGAAUUCGUCAGCUAAACCUCCUCAUGAAAUCAUAAAUAUCAUUCAAGACGCGAUUGUGAAUUUAAACUUGUCGAAAGAUGAAGAAGAACCGAACUUGGCUAUUUUACCUGCGUUAAGGGAUGUGGAUAGAUUGUCGCUUUUAUCUCAUAGUUUAAAACAGUAUAUUCUUUGCUUGGAUUUAGCUCAUUCCGAGUAUCUCACCAACUGGAUUCACAACGAAACUACAAAUUGCAUCAAACAGUUAUUCGGAUUCACGGAUUGUGGUAUUUCUUUCGACAAUAAUCACCUCGAGGGUAUCUUAAACUUAUUUCGUUUGCUACUUUUGAGAAAAUAUCGUACAUAUAACCACGAUGGCUUCGAAGCUUUUGCGCAAAACGAACCUGUGAUAUAUUAUAAUACACCGUCGAUGUUUGUUGUGGCCCAAUAUCUUUGUAGCUGCACCGGCCUGCCUUCAAAGUUUAUUCGUGAAGUUCCUUUGUUCACAUCAUCUAAGAAAACUGAAGAAAUGGAAGUAUUCAAAAGAAUCGUCGAGGAAGAUAAAAAUAAUCACAAAGUUCCUCUGUUAUUUUUAUCUGGAGCUGAAAGUCAAAUUGUUCCGUAUAUUUGUAAUGUUUCCGGUAUUCGAAGUGUAUGCAAAGAAUAUAGUAUAUGGUUGCACCUUGUUGGUAGCUCGAUUGCAAUUUUACCAAUACUACUUAGCAAACAAUUAGAUGAACAAUCUGUACAAUCAGCCGAUAGUAUCACCGUCUCUUUGGGAUCUUGGUUGAAAAUACCUGCUCUUCCGUCUGUUACGUUAUACAAUCGUAAUAAGGAUGACGAAACCUUUCCUAAUGUUGUAGAGAACGAUAUUAUCAAAAAUUCCAUCGCACUUCCUUUAUGGACCACAUUAAAGAGUUUGGGUUACGAUAAAAUCAUCAGUGAUUUUAUCGAAAAGUUCGAAUCUUGUCAGAGACUAUACAACAGACUAGAAAAAAUUGGUAGCCUAAAAUUGAUUAGUCAACCUCCUGGCGAAGGUAAUACAAAUAUAUCAGUUACUGAUCUCAUCUCAAAACCAUCGGUGCAAAGUGAUGUAUUUGAAUUGGUGUGCAGUUCUGUGGUGUUCAAGUUUCUUCCUGAAAACAAUGAUAUGUGGUCUUCGUCUUACUGUGAUAAAUUGAAUUCUUGGUUGAGUCAAGUGCUGCACAGAGAACUUCCGGUGGUUCCUAUCAGUGCGAUGGAAUCGAAAGAUAACGGAACUGUCCUACGUUACGCCCCUUUUGCAAACACUCCAUUGAUUUCAAGCGCCGAUUGGCAAUCGUUUUAUGCGUGUUUGGACCAGCAAUUGGAAAUUUUGAAAUCGACAGUAGCUCAAAAAGAAGCAUUGUAUAAAGUUAUUCAGAAUUCGGCUUGUUUGAAAUUGGUCGAGUUGCCAGAUUGGGCUGGUUUAGGUGGUGUGCGUUAUAUUCCCGAAGCAUGGGUUGCAGAUUCGUCGGAAGAGGCUAAUAAAGACGAACUGAAUCGUUUAAAUUUACAAAUUGUUCAACAACUGCGGAAUACAGAUUCGGCUUUUUCAAUUGGCGAAUCUAGGGACGGAUUUGCUUGUAUUCGUUUUGGAAUGGUUGGCUGGGAUUCAGACGUGACCGAUUUGAUUAGUUUGGUCGAAACGGUAGGAAAACAAGAAGAAGAUUCGUGGAAUUUCAUCGACACAAUGGCCGAAGUCGUUAAAAAAGGUAUAGAAACAGCCACUCUGGAUUUACAAAAAGAAAACGAAGAGAAAUUAUGGCAAGAAGGUAUCCUAAGACACGUUCCCGUAUUCGGGAACAUAAUGAACUGGUGGUCUCCAAUAAAUAAAGAUGGAGUAGGCGGCGUCAAAGGUCGCAGUUUAGAUUUAACCGCCGGUGUCAUCGAAUCUACAGAAAAUAUUUAUCGUUACCAUAUGCAAGGUGCUUCGAAAGUAUCCAAAUCAUCGUCUCAAUCCAGCGUUCAAGCACCUCCUACACCCACCCUCGCUGUUAAAAGUGACAACGAAGAAAGCACUCCAGCUGUACAAUGAAUGGCUAAAAUGUUGUAUACCAAGUGCAAUAAAGUAUACCAAAUUUUUAGCUUUAUUAAGUCGCUUUUUCAAGUUGUUCUGUUACUUGUUUGUUCUUUCUUUUUAGUUGAAAUAUUUUUUAUUAUUAUUACAUUGGCACAUGUCUGGUUUACAUCCAUGUUGUUUGUUACUAUUGUACAAUAAUUCCUAAUUACUUUCAGUUCGUUUCUUUUUAUUGACUUUGUAUUAAGAAAAACAAAAUAGCCUGCUGAUGUGACUGAUGGAAGUCGACUUUUUGUAGUUUCGCGUUUCCAUAAUUUUCUAGCUUCAUUUGGCUUGAUAUUUGUCACCGUAAAUUUUCGUUAGGAAUUAUUUUAUUUUAAAUAUUUUCACUUUAUUUUAUACGUGUAAUUUCAUUAUUAAAUUUUAUCCUUUUUUAAAA
Messenger RNA from Planococcus citri (citrus mealybug), 2753 nucleotides. Its product is annotated as pyridoxal-dependent decarboxylase domain-containing protein 1. Bases 134 to 2332 code for a protein of 732 amino acids. The record is from RefSeq and is a predicted model, not a curated record. Gene Ontology annotation, cellular component: intracellular membrane-bounded organelle. NCBI's taxonomy places the organism in Eukaryota, Metazoa, Arthropoda, Insecta, Hemiptera, Pseudococcidae. The transcript has 15 exons.